AUGAAUCAGUUCCGUUCCACAGGAAAAAGUAAUCGGAACCAGAAAACUGAUGAGUUGGAAUGGAGCAAAGUAAUUUUUGUGUUAAAGAAGUGUCAAUUGCUAUUUACUAAUCCCAUCCCUAUUGCAGGUGACGAGAAAAGGUGGACCUCUAAUACCACACAGCUACUACUGCAACUGUUUUUGGACAGAAAGAAAGAUAUUCAGGAUCCGCUGAAGAAAAAAAGGGAUGUGUGGAAGUUCGUUGUCCUAGAGCUAAAGGAGCAUGGUAUACACGAAACGGAGGUUUCGGUUGACCGUAAGUAUAGGAACUUGAAGAAAACGUAUGAAACGAUCACCAGACAGAAAAGGCAAACGAGGUGGGAACACUUUGAGAGAAUGCAUGCCAUUCUUGGCCACCAACCUGCAGUAUUCGUAUCCCCACGUAAGAAAAGGCGCAGCCCUGAAGUCCUAUAUUUAAAUGACUGCCCGGAAGAUCAGAAUGAUGGAAUGGUGGAUUAUGAUGAUUCGUAUUCCGCCAGUACGAACUCAAAAACGAUAAAAAUAGAACCGGAGGUGAUGUGGGAGUCAAGCCCAAUGGUCGACAAAUGCAACAUGACUGAUACGGAAGCGAGUUCGAUAUCCGGCAGCAACUACUCUGUGACGAAAGAAAGGGAAUUGCAAUGUGCCACCUCGAAUUCCAGUACUGUAGUAAACAUCCUGCAGGACCUCGUAAAAGAUGCGAAGCAAGUCCCAGCAAAGCCACCAUUUAAAAAUAUGGAAGUAUUGACGUACUGGGACUUUUUGCUAAAUGAUAUGACGCCAGCGGCGGCAAGAGAAGCUCGCCAUAAAAUAACUAAUCUGCUACAAAAUUUUGUCACCGCCAAUCCAAAAAAAGAAUUUUAGAGACCUAGGUAGCAUAAAUAUAAUGAUUGUCUGAUUUAA
This is a messenger RNA of Drosophila obscura, 921 nucleotides long. RefSeq lists its product as uncharacterized. NCBI's taxonomy places the organism in Eukaryota, Metazoa, Arthropoda, Insecta, Diptera, Drosophilidae. The record is from RefSeq and is a predicted model, not a curated record. The transcript is spliced from 3 exons. Bases 1 to 882 code for a protein of 293 amino acids.